AUCGUUAACAAUACCUCAGCAGAGCCAAAAUUGGGUAGAAUUAACUUGAGUCUUCAAGCCCGUGAUAAGGCAAUAAUGGCAUGUCGUAGACAUCGUACUUCUGGAACAGAAAUAGCAUUAAAAGUAGUAGCUUCAUACAAUAAUGCAAGUGAAGUCGACCUUCAGUAUGUUCAUAAAGCAGAUAAAGAUCUGUAUACCGAAAAACAAUUAAAAAGACUUAUUGAACGAGAUGAUUGUUGGCUACAUGAGGAUGCUGGCUCAUGGACUAUUUUAGACCAAUUGAUUACUACAGAAUUAAAAUUGCAAGGAAAG
Racocetra fulgida is the source of this 312-nucleotide messenger RNA. NCBI's taxonomy places the organism in Eukaryota, Fungi, Glomeromycota, Glomeromycetes, Diversisporales, Gigasporaceae. The record is from the annotation of a GenBank genome assembly.